GUAUCUGCGUAUAUUCAAUAAAGAAUAAGGAUGCGUAUUUUUACGAGUUAUGUUCGUUACUAAAAACUAUUUCAAAUUAAGUGAAUAAGUCAAAUACUGAAUCACAAUUUCUAUUUGCAUUAAUACUAUUUUGAAAAUCUGUGUCCGCAUUUAAAAAUCUGCAUAAAUGGCAGCUCUGCAUUCAAAUUCGUUGUUCAGGUGCAACAUUUUUUUGUACAGAUUAACCGCCAAACGUUUCUUGUAGCUUUGUAAUAUAAUAUUGUGAGCUAUUUGUAAUUUGUUUUAUUUGGAAAACUGUGCGGAGAUUAUCCACGUAUUGGAAUGGAUACCCCCGGAAGGAUCAAUGUUGAGAUCGCCUGCACAAAAGGGUUCUGCAAAGAACGUCCCGCUCCCGACCUGCAGCAGGCAAUACGCCAAUAUAUAGCGGACGUCAAAACCCUCCCCAAAGAUCAUGUCUUCCAGGUGUGCUACCCAAACGUGGAUAGCGUAAUGAUUUGCGAUAGGAUCACGGAGAGUACCCCACGAAACAACUUAUGUGUGAUCACGUACCUGUUGCGGGACGAGACGGGAGAAGAAGAAACUAUUGAACAGGAUGGAGAUGAGAUCCAGAUAGCUAAUCACUGGAUGCUUCCGGCUCGGGAGUUUCAUGGCAUGUGGGAAAGUCUAAUUUAUGACGAAUGUUUGAAAGAUGAUUUGAUGAGUUUCAUGCAGACAACGAUGCUGUUUUCACGGAAGAAUGUCAAUCCUAAUCUGAUCGCAUGUAAUCGGUUGAUCCUAUUGCACGGUCCACCCGGGACAGGAAAAACCAGUCUUUGUAAGGCUUUGGCACAGAAACUAUCGAUCCGUAUGCAGGCUCACUACAAACACGCGCACCUGAUCGAGAUCAAUAGUCAUAGUUUGUUCUCCAAAUGGUUUUCCGAGAGCGGUAAACUAGUUCAGAAAGUUUUCGGUCAAAUUCAUGAGCUUUGCCAGGAUCAAUCAUCUCUGGUUUGCGUUCUAGUGGAUGAAGUGGAAUCAAUUGCCUUUGCAAGAGAAUCCAUUUCGAACAACGAACCAAGUGACAGUAUUCGCGUGGUCAACGCUGUGCUGACUCAGUUAGACCGCAUUCGCAAAUAUCCGAACGUAUUCGUGCUGGCCACUUCCAAUCUGACUGGGCGCAUUGAUUUAGCCUUUCUAGAUCGAGCGGAUAUCGUGCAGUUUAUCGGAAAUCCCAGUUUGCCUGCCAUCUAUCAAAUUUAUCGAACGGCUUUGGAUGAUCUGCAGAGUGCAGGGGUCAUCACGGUUGAAGAUUUCGUUCCAGCGUAUGAAGAGGCCACGGAAAUGUCAGUAGUGGCAAGCAAUCUCAAAUCCGUCGCGAAUUUAAGCGUCGGGCUCAGCGGAAGAAGUUUACGCAAGGUUCCCUUUCUGGCACACGCUCUGUUCGUGCAGCAGGAAGAAACCACGAUGCUCAAGUUUCUCGGGGCAAUGAGAAAUGCGGUCCGUCGGAUGCGCCGUGAUAAAGAGAUGCUAGAAACGAAACACCAACCAAAACAAUCGUCGGAUUCCAAUGGAGUUUCCAGCGAGAAUGCCACUGCUGAGGGAACAGAUAAUGGUCAAUAAGAAUGAAAAAGAUAUAUAAAUUGUGAACGGAACAAAAAAGGUAAAAUAUUGUGGCAGAAACUAUCUAAAAUAUAUAAAUAUACAAAGAA
Topomyia yanbarensis is the source of this 1688-nucleotide messenger RNA. It is a transcript of the gene pch2, whose product is annotated as pachytene checkpoint protein 2 homolog. Gene Ontology annotation, molecular function: ATP binding; ATP hydrolysis activity. The record is from RefSeq and is a predicted model, not a curated record. NCBI's taxonomy places the organism in Eukaryota, Metazoa, Arthropoda, Insecta, Diptera, Culicidae. The transcript is spliced from 3 exons. The coding region runs from base 322 to 1599 and encodes 425 amino acids. Gene Ontology annotation, biological process: meiotic recombination checkpoint signaling; reciprocal meiotic recombination. Gene Ontology annotation, cellular component: chromosome; nucleus.